AUGACCUUAUUCAACGGUGUCCAGGGGCCUUUUGGGGCGGAGGCCGUUAACGAGCUGUCGGCGAGGACGUCGGCGCUCAGGAUCAAUGACCUGCCGGGAGAAAGGAAUGACAAGCGCGCAGCAACGGGGGUGAAACAGACCUCUGCAUCUGGCGUCCAAGGAAGUGGGAAAGAAGCAAUCAAGGAGUCUGAGGAGGAGGAUGGCUACCUCAGCGACGAUCCGGAUGAGUGUCAAGAUCCGGAUGUGGUCAGUGACAUUGCGUCUCAAGCGGGUUUCGCCAUCACGCUGCUCAUCCCGGCCAAGUGGGUCGUGAAGGUUCCGCGCAUGAUCGAUACGGUCCGCGGGCUUCUCCUGCUGUGGGAAGAGCACUUGACGGAGAAUGUGAAGGUUACAACAAGGUGUCACAAGCUUCUGCCGACGUGGCUCUCCAAGGAGCGUUUUGGCCAGGUUCAAGUGGUGUUCGUACAUGCAGCAGAUGCCAACUUUAUGUGGUGCAGGAAGGUGGAACAUGUGACGGUGCACAUUGUCCGCCUGACGCUCGGAUGGCAACACCCCAAAAAUCAGGAGUACCUGAAGGAGCGGUCGAAGAAGCCAGAUGCUAUCGAGGCGCUGCUGAAGAGUGUCCCUGCUGUUAUCACGCCAGAGAUGAUCCGGAAGAGCUUGGUGACUGCGACCCUGCUAAAGCACAAGCGCACGGCUUUCCUGGAGGGUUCGGCUUUCCACAGGGUGGUAGAUCCGGUUACAGGGUCGGACACGGAUAAGAUCAAGGGGUUGGUUUACCGACACCCUGGGGAUAAGUCGCUGCUGCCGCUGGCGAUCCAUCUCAUCUCUGUACCAUCUCCCCUCCAAGAAGCGGCCUCCCUAAAGCUGACCUCAGCUACAAAGGCCAUCAUGGACGAUCCGGCGAUGGUUUUCACAUCUACCAACGGCGCACGGGAGGAGUGGCUGUGUGUUCAGGAGGGGUGCGAGAAGGCGCACGGUGUCAGCUUCGCGAAGGCGGCGGAGCAUGCGGCCUUGGUUAUGCACUGCACCGAGCGUCUCAAGGCGGGCUCGGCGACACGUCAGAGCAAGGGGAAGAUGAAUCUCCUGGCGGUCAAGAAGGAGUUCGGGAUGUGA
This is a messenger RNA of Closterium sp. Naga37s-1, 1116 nucleotides long. Lineage: Eukaryota; Viridiplantae; Streptophyta; Zygnematophyceae; Desmidiales; Closteriaceae. The record is from the annotation of a GenBank genome assembly.